AUGUCAACACGCCAAGAGCCCGAAGAUUUCGAUUUUAUGAGUGCGCUGCUGCUCUUUGGGAAGUACAGUGACUUCAAACUGCGAUGCCAGGAUGUUGAGUUCCAGCUCCACAAGUCGGUCGUCUGUAUGCAGAGUCCCAUGUUCGCAGCUGCGCUCGACGGCAACUUUACAGAAGCGGCCUCCAGUAUCAUCGUCGCGGAGCUAUUCGAUCUCGACACGAUCAAACGGUUGAUCCAGUUUUUCUACAUCGGCGACUACGAUGCCGAGAGACCUAGCGACACAAAGAAGAUUAUUCUGAAGCUCGAGUCAACUUGGGAGCAAAAGGUUACCCCCUCCGGAACGGAGAUCUUGAGCGCCAUGUCCGUCGCCGAGCAGCUCAGUGCUCACAUCGACCUCAACAUUGCGGCCGAUUACUACCAGGUCCCCGAUCUUCUCAAGAUGACAAGAGAUGAGGUGGAAAAAUUGCUCCAGCAUCACUGGAAUGCGAGCGCCUUCCCGGAAAUCUUCGAUCGCGUAUCAGCAGUUGUCGCUGACCCAAAGCUUCAAUCAAUCGUGACCGAUGCCGCCGCUCGGCACUUGGACGAGCUCCUCGAAUUGAAGGAGUUCCGAGAUCUUGAUUGCAUCAGCGACAUGACGAUCAAGCUUCUUUCAAGCAUUCUGGAGACAAACAAAUCGGUCAAGACCCCCAAACUGAAAAGCCCAAAAUCCAAAUCAGCGCUCAAGAGAAAGUCGACUUUCCAAUGGUAA
This is a messenger RNA of Clonostachys solani, 747 nucleotides long. NCBI's taxonomy places the organism in Eukaryota, Fungi, Ascomycota, Sordariomycetes, Hypocreales, Bionectriaceae. The record is from the annotation of a GenBank genome assembly.